Molecule: messenger RNA, 696 nt
Organism: Geodia barretti
Lineage: Eukaryota; Metazoa; Porifera; Demospongiae; Tetractinellida; Geodiidae
Source: the annotation of a GenBank genome assembly
AUGUGUGGACGAUUUACGCUUGCAAGCGAUUCGGACGCGAUGAACCAGAUGUUUUUUGAAUUCACGAUACCGAUGAACCUGUCUCCGCGCUAUAAUAUCUCACCGACACAAGAUGUAGCCGUCAUCGCCGAACUCUCUGAAACAAGACAAGUGGAAUUCUUUCACUGGGGACUCAUCCCGUCUUGGGCGAAAGAUCCGAAGAUCGGAAACCGGAUGAUCAAUGCCCGUUCGGAGACCCUUUCGGAAAAACCCUCCUUCCGAAAUGCUUACAAACGCAGGCGAUGCCUCAUCUUGGCAGACGGCUACUACGAAUGGAAACAGGUACCGGGUGACAGACUUAAACAACCGGUCUAUAUCCGUCUUAAAUCGCAAAAGCCGUUCGCGCUGGCGGGGUUAUGGGAAAUAUGGCAGGUAGAAGGGAUGGAUAAACCGCUCCGCUCUUGCACUAUCAUUACAUGUCCACCUAAUGCUUUGUUGGAAGAAAUCCACCACAGGAUGCCUGUGAUUCUACCGAAAGACGCUUAUGCGGAGUGGCUUUCACCAGAAGCAAAGUCCUCGGACGCACUUCAACGGCUUCUCAUUCCCUACUCCGAUGAAGAGAUAGAGGCGUAUCCGGUAUCACGGUUUGUCAACCAUCCUACGAAUGAUUCGCCGGAGUGUAUCGCGCCAUCUGAGGUCACACAGUCCUUGAACUAA